AUGAUGACCAGUUUAAGUCUGCACAUUCACGAGGCAGGGGAUAUAAAAACCUCAACCAAGCCAACAUUCUCGUUCUCAUACAAGAUUGAACCCCCCGUUGGCUUGUAUCAAACACUUGCUCACCCCCGUCGCAAGUGGAUAAUAGAUCCUCGCUACACCCUUCUUGAGACGGCCGAGGCGAAGCAACUGUCUGAUAUGGUCGAGUCUCUAUCCAUCCCGAACGACUGUCAAACAGAUAUUGGUAACCUACGAGGAGUUGUUGAACGACGAGUGGAUAAAAUCGCCCGCCCUCAGAAUGGUUCCCUGACUAGGAUACCUCCCGUAUAUGGGUGCGAUAUGCUUGCAGCACAUAGCAUAAGCGAUGCCUCGAAGAAAAGCACAACCGCCCUCAGCCCGAAUCCCGAGAGCUACACAUGGAACGUCGUUAUCUUUUUCCGCGGCCGCCCUACUAUCGGCAAUACACCAACGCUCAUGAUACCUAUUAUUAUAAUCGGUCCCCUCACAGUGCGGGUUGAGGGAGAUGAUGCGUCAAGGACGUUGAAUUUGGACGGUCAAUACCACCUUUUUCGCGAGGAGCACAUGCUCAUCGUUGAAGGAGAAGGCCGCAUGGCGGCGCUGUGUGACAGCGGUGGAGUGAAAUAUCAUAUCUGUGUCAAUGACAGGCUCUUAAGAGUAUAG
This is a messenger RNA of Aspergillus luchuensis, 678 nucleotides long. RefSeq lists its product as uncharacterized. The transcript has 3 exons. Lineage: Eukaryota; Fungi; Ascomycota; Eurotiomycetes; Eurotiales; Aspergillaceae. Bases 1 to 678 code for a protein of 225 amino acids. The record is from RefSeq and is a predicted model, not a curated record.